AUGGAUAUAACGGAUAGAGAGGCCUUGAUGGGGGUCUUAUCUAGCAUGAAGAAAAUCACCCCAUUCAAAAGAGAGCUGAACCGGAAACCUCCGUCCAGCUACAGGGAGUUUUUGGCGCGAGCGCAGGGGUACAUCAACGCCAAAGAGGCAGACGCAAACGACCCCGAGCACAAGUCUAACAAGAAUAAAGGAACCGAACAAAGGUCGAAGCCUGUGAAACAUGAUGGGAAGAAGCGUCGAGGCGGAGGAAACAGAGACAAGCAGCCCGCCGCGACGACGAGCGCUCUAGAAGCCAAGAAGCCGAGGCAAGAGGAUACCCGUAAGCCUCGACUGUUCCAAAAAUAUGAUUCCUACCACGAGCUAACGAUAGGAGUCAAGGAGGUCUUCAAUCAGGUCAGCCGCGGGAACUUGCUGCGCCGACCGGAACCGAUGAAGUCAGAUCCCAACCGAAGGAACCAGAAGAAAUUUUGUAGGUUCCACGGCGAUGUUGGCCACCACACCAAUGAUUGCGCUGACCUCAAGGAUGAAAUCGAAAGAGAGGAGACUCAAGGAGGUCUCAGAAGGACUACGCCCACAAGGCCAGGGGAGUUUAUCACCAACGAUUGCGCCGACCUCAAGGAUGAAAUCGAAAGAGUGAUCCGCGAGGGAAGGUUACAAGAAUUCAAGGCCGAGCGAAGGCCCCGAAAUGACGGCCAUGGUGGGCAGAAUGACGGUCGACGCCGAGAGGAGAACCAGCGCCUGGAGGAUCACGAACUCGUCGGCGUCAUAAGGACUGUCCUCGGCGGUCCUUAUAUAGGAGGAGACUCAAGGAGGUCUCAGAAGGACUACGCCCACAAGGCCAGGGGAGUUUAUCAGGAGCGAUUCUGGAGCGUCUCCGCUGUAAAAACCCCAAGGUAUAGUCACACCGACGUGGCCUUUAACGAGGAUGACGCCAGUGGGGUUCAUUUCCCCCACAACGACGCCUUGGUGGUGGAAGCCAUGAUAGGAAACCACACCGUGUGCAGAAUCCUGGUAGACAAUGGGAGCUCGGUGAACCUCCUAUACUCCGACUGCUUGGAGAAAAUGGGGAUCCAAAAGGAACAAUUGGAAAAACCCUCCAGGCCGCUAUAUGGUUUCACUGGGGACUCCGUCUUCCCCCAGGGGACCAUCCGGUUGCCUAUAACUACCGAAGAAAAACCCCGACAGGCUACCACAAUGGCCAACUUUGUGUUUACAAAAGGAGGCUCCCAAUACAACGCCGUGAUUGGAAGACCAACCCUUCAGGCGCUAGGCGCCAUAACUUCCGUUUACCACCAAAAGGUCAAGUUCCUUACCCCAAAUGGCGUGGGCGAAAUGAAGAGCAACCAGUAUGAAGCUAAGAUUGCAUACUCUGACGCCCUGCGCGGAUAUGACCAGCCAGGAAGACAGGAAGCAAGGAUGGUUCACCAGAGCCUCGUCGAGGACAUAGACUGUAAAUCCCAAAAUUUAUUUGGGGUUAAUUUGAAAUUUUUAAAGACUUAA
Molecule: messenger RNA, 1500 nt
Organism: Morus notabilis
Lineage: Eukaryota; Viridiplantae; Streptophyta; Magnoliopsida; Rosales; Moraceae
Exons: 2
Coding region: 1-1500 (499 amino acids)
Source: RefSeq, a predicted model, not a curated record